Molecule: messenger RNA, 1101 nt
Organism: Dacryopinax primogenitus
Lineage: Eukaryota; Fungi; Basidiomycota; Dacrymycetes; Dacrymycetales; Dacrymycetaceae
Exons: 3
Coding region: 1-1101 (366 amino acids)
Source: RefSeq, a predicted model, not a curated record
AUGCGUGCCUUGCGCGAAUCACUCAACAUCCGUUCCCCUGGGAUCCAACCUUAUCCACCCCAGCUCACCGCUGACCUCCUCCCUUUUCUCCAGAACCGCACUGUGCUCCUCGUUGGUGAUUCCGUCACACGCAACACUGUGCAGCAAUUCUGCAAGCUUUUGGGAAAGGAAUCCGUGCAGAUCCACCGCGGGCACAAGUGGGACCUGUUCGACCAGAUCCCCCAGGAGUGGAUACCUGCCGAAUGGGCUGAACGCGAGAAGUGGGAGGACUGGCGAAGGGAUAACGAGAGUAAGAGCAGGCCGAGGCUAUGUUAUAUCCCAGAAUGGGACUUUGCGGUAGUCACCAUAUUCCAAUGGGGGAUGGACGAGACCGACUAUUGGCGCACGAAGGAUCAGUACAACCCCCCUGGAUCGGUCGAACAGCGCAUGCACGCCAUCGCCCAACCCCUCCUCGAGCGGCUCGCCUUGCCCGAAUCCGAAGGUGGACUCGCGCCGCAUGCCCGGUCUCCAAGGCCAGACCUUAUCGAACUCAGCAGCACCCUCUGGGACCUGGCAAAAUGGGCACGUGAUGACUUGGACGCCCAUGAGAUGACGAUCACUGACCUCUCUGCUGACCGGCUUGAGUGGUGGCGUCAGCGCGUUGCUGCUUUUGUCCGUGAAGCGAAGAGCAUCUGGCCGAACGUACCCCUCGUCUGGCGAUCAUCACACUGGCCUAGUGACGAGAAUGCGAAAAUCGACUGGUUUAUGGGGUGGAGCUGGAAUAACCCGGAGGUCCAUAGGCCAUUCUUCCAUCACAACCGCCUCCUUCAACUUGAUCAUGCCGCUCGCAGCCUCUUCCUUCCCCAGUCCUGGCAUUUGGGAAACCACAAGGCCUAUAAUGAGUGGACGAAGAACGCAGGAAAACUUGGUGUAGACGGUGUCAGCUACAGCAAUUGGGGCAAUCUUCUUUUGGGACAGCACGCGCACCAACAGGACCAGCUGCAUCCUGGUCCGCUUCCUGCUGCCUACCUCUGGGGCGACAUGAUAUUAUACCAACUCCGCCAAGCAACCGGAUUUCCAGCCAUAGAAUCUCGACUAACUCUCCCUCCUGCGGAUAAAUGA